AUUAUUUGCUCAGUUAAGAGCAAGUCAUGACUGCGUCUACCGCUUACACUGAAAGCGGAACCUUAUCACACGGAACCAUUCUCUACCGGUUUUAGACAUUCAGUGUGGAGAUAUCAGUAGCGCCCGCGUGUACAUCAUGUCUAAGCGUCUCUACAUCGGAGGACUCAGCCACACUAUCACACAGAAAGACCUGCGGGACCGUUUCGGGAAGUUCGGCUCCGUGGAGGACGUGGAACUCCGAACCAGGAACGAUGAUGAGGGAGUGCCUUACAAGACAUUUGGCUACAUCAACAUCACAAUUUCAGACGGUGAUUUCAAGAAAUGUAUGACUGUUCUGAACAAUGCUAAAUGGAAAGGAGGAACACUGCAGAUCGAGCCUGCCAAGGAGAGUCCUCUGCAGAGACUGGACCAGGAGCGUCAGGCCCGGACCCUGGCCCAGGACAGCCCCGCUAAACCCCAAAAGGACAACAAGGAGAAGGUCCUGGACUCCCUGAGGACCGCCGGAGUGGAGAACUUCCACAUGAAGGCUGCUGUACCAGGGACCGAGGUCCCUGGACACAAGGAGUGGGUGGUGAGUAAGUUCGGCCGAGUGCUCCCCGUCCUGAACCUCCGGUGCGGGAAAGGCAGUAGGAGCAGGAGCAUGAAGUACGACCCGUCCAAACACAGCCACAACAUCAAGAGGCUGGAGGCCGAGCCCGACACCACCUCCGUGGCCCAGCUCACCUGGGAGGUCCCGGGGGGGGACGAUGACAUCAGCAAGAAGAGGAGGGGCGAGUUCCCCCCGACCCAGCCGUGGAGGCCCAAGAGAACCAGGACGGAGCCGGACCCAGCCAGUGCUGAUGCUGAACAGACUAAUGGUCUGGCUGGUGGCCACACGGCUGAGGAGGAGAUCCACAGCAUCUCCCAGGGUGCACGUGGGCCCAGAGUAGAGGAGGAUAUCCUGGAAGUGGUUCGAGCGGACUUCCUGGCGCGGUCCAGAAAGUUCAAUCAAGGUGGGAAGGGAGAGGAGGAGGAGUACGACUCGGCAGACACAGACGAGCUGCUGGCCUCCAACAAGCCUCCGCCCUCCUCCCUCCAAGAGAACGCCAGGAAACGCAGCCUCCCGUUGGCCUCCGGGAGAGACCAAAAGAGGAGAUCUCUUCCUCUGUUCCAGUCGCCCUCCUCCGAUGAAGAGGAUGAAGAGGACAAGGAUAACACGGACGCCCUCAAGCCAUCAGACCCUAAAGCAGACAUGAGCCAACAAUCACAGACGACAAUCUUCCGAUUGAAACCUUCACCUGUGGAAGAUAGAAAUGGAGAUGUAGAGGCAGAGAAUGAUGAAGAGGAUGAGGUAGAGGGAGACAAUAACAAAGAGUCAGAGAAUGAUGAACAGGCUGAGGUAGAGUCAGAUCAUGAUGAUGAAGAAGAAGGUGAUGUAGAGUCAGAUCAUGAUGAAGAGGCUGAUGUAGUGGCAGAGAAUGACCAAGAGGCAGAGAAUGAUAAAGAUGGUGAUGUAGAGGCAGAGAAAGAUGAUGAAGAAGAAGGUAAUGUAGAGUCAAAUGAUGACGAGGGCAGUGAAGAAGAGUCAGAUCAUGAGGAAGAGGGAGACAUAGAGUCGGAUGGCGAUGACGAUUCGGACUACGACGCCAUAUUCUCAAACUGCACCAGACUGGAGAUCUCCCUGGCUGACCUGCAGCGCAUCGCUAAGGAGGCUGAAACUACAACUCCCAGCAUGCCCCAGCCCCCAGGAGGAGGAGGAGCAGCAGCAGCGGCAGCAGGAGGCCCGGCAGCAGGAGCGCCGUCUCCUCGUCCUAAGAAGGGAACCACUCCUGAGGAGAUCCUAGCCAGCCUCCUGGAGGAUGACAGCGGUGACGACGACAGGAACAACAAGAAGAAGAAGAAGAAGAAGAAGAGGGGCAGCAUGGCGGCCAUGCUCCCCGCCUUCCAGGGAACCAGCGGCCUGCUGGGGGAGGAGGAGGAGGAGGAGAAGAAGGAGGAGGGAGGAGGAACCAGCAGGAGGAGCCAGGAGCCAGCAGAACCCUACAGGGUCUCUCAGAGGGCCGGGACAGAACCAGAACCACAGGAGAAGGUGGUUCCUCCUCCUGCCUCCACUCAGAAGGUCCCAGGUGGUAAGGUUUCUGAGACCAAUGAGGAGGAAGACUCCUCCUCAAGUGAAGAGGAGGAGGAGGAGGUGGAGAAGGAGGCGGUUCCUCCUGCCUCCACUCAGAAGAUGAAAGGUGGUAAAGUUUCUGUGACCAAUGAGGAGGCAGACGACGACUCCUCUAGUGAGGAGGAGGAGGUGCCCCCUGCAUCAAUUCAGAAAAACAAGAGUAGUAACAUUACUUUGACCAAUGAGGAGGAGGAGGAGGAGGACGACGACUCCUCUAGUGAGGAGGAGGAGGUUCCCCCUGCAUCAAUACAGAAAAACAAGAGUAGUAACAUUUCUGUGACCAAUGAGGAGGAGGAGGAGGACGACGACUCCAGUGAGGAGGAGGAGGUUCCCCCUGCAUCAAUACAGAAAAACAAGAGUAGUUACAUUUCUGUGACCAAUGAGGAGGACGAUUGCGACUCCUCUAGUGAGGAGGAGGAGGAGGAGAUUCCUCCUCCCUCCACCCAGAAGAUCAAAGGUGGUAAUGUUUCUGUGAUGGAGGAGGACGAUGACGACUCCUCCUCUAGUGAGGAGGAGGAGGAGGUUCCCCCUGCCUCCACCCAAAAGAUCAAAGGUGGUAACGUGUCUGUGACAAAUGAGGAGGACGAUGACGACGACUCCUCUAGUGAGGAGGAAGAGGAGGUCCCUCCGGCCUCCACUCAGAAGAUCAAAGGUGGUAACGUGUCUGUGACCAAAGCCGACGAAGACGACUCUUCCUCCAGUGAGGAGAAUUCAUCCAGCAGCAGCAGCGAGGAAGAGGAGGAGGAGGAAGAUGAGGAAGGGGUGCAGCAGGUGGCAGCAGCAGGGCCAGACAGAGUCCUGGAUCCCAAGCGGCAGCUCCUGGACAACAAGAAGAGGCUGCAGGCUGUGGUCCAGAGGCACCAGGCCACCCAGAACCUGAGAAGCCUGAUCCAGGGAGCCCUAGCCAGCCUGGACAAGUCUGCUGCCGCCCCAGGCCAACACAUCGUCUUCGGCUCUGAUGAAGAGGAGGAGGAGCCUGAUGAGGCACCAGCACCAGCCAACUGCAAGGCUCCUCUGAAAGAGAAGGACCUGAAGAAGGCGUCAGGCUCCAAGCUGUUUGAGGAUGAGGAGGAUGAAGGAGAGGGGGAUGAUGACAGGUUUCUGAUCAAACCUCAGUUUGAAGGCCGAGCCGGACGCAAGCUGAUGGCGAUCCAGUCGGGGUUCGGGAUAGACGAUCGGUUCCGGAUGGAUUCUCGCUUCGCAGAGAGCGAUGAAGAGGGGGAGGAAGAGAAGGGGGAGGCCACAGGCGAGGUGGUGAAGAGUGGAGUGGAGGAAGAGGAGGAGUGUCUGGACGAGGAGAGGAAGACAAACCUGUCCAUCCUGCAGAGCGUACUGAAUGACAACCCGCAGCUCAACACAAAGCCCAAGGCCGUCGCCAAGACGCACACCUUCAGAGAUGCGCAGGCGCUGCACUACGACCCCAGCCGUCAGGAGCACGAGGUGUUUGAGGACAAGAUGGAGGACGCCGCCAAAGAGGGCAAGGCGAGCAGGAAGAAGAAGAAGCAGAAGGCGGCGGAGCUCCCGGAGGUUUCCAAGGAGAUGUACUACGACGUGAGUGCGGAGCUGAAGGGGGUGUUCGGAGGGGGGGCGCCGGGGGGCCUCGCUGCCCCGCAGGAGGCCCCCUGCUGGGACCGCCAGGAGGAGGCCCCGGAGGAGGGGGAGGAGGGGGAGACGCAGGGGGAGACGCAGGGGGAGACGAAGGAGGAGCAGUCCGUCUUCAAGUUCUCCUUCUUCCAAGAGGAGACGCCAGCGAUCAAGGAGACAGAGUAUCGGGUGGAGGCCAUCAAAGAGCCGCGGGUGUCGUGGCAACUCGAAUCUGGUUUCCAUGACAGCAGCGACGACGAUGAGGAUGAGGACGAGGCUGCUGCUGCUGGGGUUGAUGAUGAAGAAAAGGUCCAACAGAGCAGCUGUGAUCCCGCAGAGGAGAGCGUGAUGUCUUGUAACAGGGAAUUAUUCUUCUACUACCCUGAGGACAGCAGACUGACAGACGGUCCUCUGUCCUUCUGCCGCUCAACUCUCCUGAAGGAAAACGACUGGGAGGAGAAAAGAAACGCACUCAUACAGGACUGUCGCAAUACCCACAAGAAAGCCCGCAGGAAAUGCACCAAGAAGCGCUGAGGAUUAUGGGUAACCAUGUGGUGGCUGUCGGGCUGAAAGGAACAGCGGUCAUCUCUCCAUCAGCUUCCUGUUUCUUUGCGCCUGCUUCCUUUGAUACUUCCGUUCAUCCCCGGAACACGAUUGGCCGGUCUUUCUCUCAACCGUUAACCCCUGGAAUCCUAGAGCAGUACUUCCUGCAUAACAGGAAGUACAUCAGCAGGUAGUGUGAGGCCACUUCCUGUACUGACUAGACAUUAAUUUCAGUGUGGUUUUAUUUUAUAGUAUUAUACAAGAGUCAGUUAAGAGCCGACAUCUUGUCUUCUCUCCGGCAUUAUUUUCUUAAUGUAAUUUCAAAAGCAAUGCCUCGGGUACUGUCUUUCAUUCACAGAACUAUGAGUACAGUCAGAAACACUUAGGUUUAAGUUGGUCAGAACUAUGAAUACAGUCAGAGACACUUUUGGUUUCAAUCGAUCAGAACUAUGAGUACAGUCAGAAACACUUUGGUUUCAAUCGGUCAGAACAAUGGGUACAGUCAGAAACACUUUGUUUACAUCAGUUUCAGUCUUUCAUUACCAGAACUGUACAGUCAGAGUAUAGCAGGGCAUCAGCGGCCAUCUUGUGUAUAUAUUUGAUGGUUGAUGUGUAUAUACAUGCAGCAGGAUGGCCAAUUAUGAAGUAUGAAAUAUUAACAGAGGGCAUCGAUAAGAACAGCUGAUAGCCCUGUGUGCUGCUAGUGGAACAGCUUGCUUCUUAUUUAAGCAGUUGAAACAGGAAACAUGGAUUAGGUUAGGGACAAGAACAGCUUUGUAUUAAAUAAAGUCAUUAAAAAUAAACUGUUUUAUUUGUUUUGUUUCUCAUCUUUCUUGGAUGUCAGGAGAAAACCAUGGGAAUGGAUUAAACCAUAGGUAACGCGGAUAAAUUCUCGAAACUGAAGAUGCGUUUCUUCCUCUCGCCUCAAGGUGGCGGUGUUGAGCCAUUGAGAUGGUCCUUCCCUGAUUAAACCUUAAAAAUACAAAUUUGAUAAAUCGCAAUUACAUUUUAUUUUAUCCCGACAGAACAAAAGCAUCGUUUUAUAAAUAAUGUAUUGCUCGGCAAACUAUAAACAGGAUUAUAAUCCCCAUUAUGAUAACGGAACGA
Messenger RNA from Gadus chalcogrammus (walleye pollock), 5383 nucleotides. RefSeq names its product nucleolar protein 8 (gene nol8). Lineage: Eukaryota; Metazoa; Chordata; Actinopteri; Gadiformes; Gadidae. The coding region runs from base 137 to 4267 and encodes 1376 amino acids. The record is from RefSeq and is a predicted model, not a curated record. Gene Ontology annotation, molecular function: RNA binding. The transcript has 19 exons.